This is a messenger RNA of Aspergillus tubingensis, 1926 nucleotides long. RefSeq names its product HET domain-containing protein. The transcript has 2 exons. Bases 1 to 1926 code for a protein of 641 amino acids. Lineage: Eukaryota; Fungi; Ascomycota; Eurotiomycetes; Eurotiales; Aspergillaceae. The record is from RefSeq and is a predicted model, not a curated record.
AUGCCGGAUGAUAAGGGGAAGCGGGACCCGAAUAUCUGCAACGAUGUCGGAGUAAUCGCAAAGUUGAAUAUAUGCACUGCUAAGGGCGCAGAGAUACCAGAGCGAGACGCACAUCUCCUUGAAGAUGUUGGUCGUGAUGAAUUGCCUUUUGAUCUACGCUCUGAGAGAUGUCUUUCUCUGGCGGUCAGUUGGCUAGAUAAAUGCUGCCGGAAGCAUGCAAUAUGCGAUGGAUACGAAGACGGAGCGCAUUUUCUUCCCACACGAGUCAUUGACGUAGGGGACUCGCUCAUACAACCACAUUUACACGUCAGUGCAGACGGUGAAACCGGGAAAUGGGCGGCAUUGAGCUAUUGCUGGGGCGGAGACUCGAAUUUCAUUCUCAGCGCCUCGUCUGUUGACAAUCUCCGCAGCGGACGAUCUCUAGCGACCUUUCCAGCCACUCUACGGGACGCUGUCCUGGUGACUAGAGCACUGGGACUACGAUACUUAUGGAUUGACUCUCUCUGUAUUUUUCAAGAUGACAGUAACGACUGGGCGGUCGAAGCUUCAAGAAUGAGCCGCAUAUACCGAUAUGCGGCUGUCACCAUCGCCGCUACCAGCGCAGAAACUGCGGACGAUGGAUUUCUAGACAAAAGGGCACCGUACUUUAGCUGCCCUUUCCCUUGGCGUCGAGGGUCCCACAAAAGUAGCGUCAAUAAUGUUUCGCGCGCGUAUCCUGUUGUCCUUCGGGGUUACACGGAUAUGGUUGACAAGGAGCCGGCACGGCAUUCGCGCUGGGCCACCAGAGGCUGGACAUUCCAAGAGGAAUUACUGUCGAAAAGACUAUUGUAUUACACUAAAGAAGAGAUGAUUUGGAAAUGCCGCACUGGGACGAUUAGGGAGCCAGAGAAGAAACCCACUACUGCCUCUUUCUUAGAGACUUCAGAGUCACUACCGGUUCCUCUGCCUAAGCCAGAUAAAGUAUGCAACGCAUACUUCAUGCCAGAUCCCUAUCUGAAUUGGUACCUGCUGCUGGAAAAUUAUGUAUCACGGGAUCUCAAAUUCGAAAGAGAUCGCUUGCCGGCGAUCGAAGCAUUGGCCGAGUUCUUCCAUGCACCGCUAGGAGAACAGUACUGCGCGGGAUUAUGGAGGGGGGACCUCUUAUUUGGGUUAUUAUGGAGCACACACCGUAAUGGGCACUACCCAGGGCCGCUUGCUAGCACCGCUAAAUGCUCUGAGGUUCGGAAUAUCAGUUAUGAAUACGAACAUAAUAGAAAAAUAUAUGCUCCGGUGGGUGUCUAUUCAAAGCAACGCAAGCCGUCCUGGAGCUGGAUUGGGACAGACACUUAUGUCGGUUUGAAGUGGCCCCGGUUGAGAUGGUUGCGCAAAUACAAGUAUCUAGCAAAGAUUGUCGAUUACAAGGCCCACGGCCAGCUCCAUGGCGUCUUCGGCCAUAUAAAGGGCGCGGAACUAACACUGGAAGCGCCGUAUCGGCAUCUCCAUUUGAGACUCGAUAGCUAUUCCAAGUCCCGAUGGAACCUCACGCGGGUUGUACAAAGGGCCCUUAUACGACCUGGUCCGUUGGCAAGCAUGAGGGAGCUGGCGCAGGUCGCUCUUGCGAGACCUGGCUACCUCGCAGAAACGGAAACGAGCGGCUCUGUUAUCGUUCCGAGCAGCAGCACGGACUUCACUUUAAUCCAAGUUGCAGAAGUGACCAAUUUUGAUCCACCAGUGCUCUAUCUCCUCAUUCUACAGCCACAGACGAGAAUUGCAGCCAGCAGCAGUGGAACGCAUCGUUAUCGUAGAGUUGGGUUGCUGCGGCUCAGGCCUUAUCAAGGCCACCCCAGGCACAGCAUCAGGGAGGCUGUGACAGCACGCCUGGAGUGUGAUGCCUAUCAUGAAGUUAUCUCAGAGGAGUGGCCAGUCGGAACCUUCGUGAUUGACUAG